This is a messenger RNA of Mollisia scopiformis, 1390 nucleotides long. RefSeq names its product RNA-binding domain-containing protein. Gene Ontology annotation, molecular function: RNA binding. The transcript is spliced from 3 exons. Gene Ontology annotation, biological process: positive regulation of mRNA splicing, via spliceosome. Lineage: Eukaryota; Fungi; Ascomycota; Leotiomycetes; Helotiales; Mollisiaceae. The record is from RefSeq and is a predicted model, not a curated record. Gene Ontology annotation, cellular component: U12-type spliceosomal complex; nucleolus. Bases 102 to 1160 code for a protein of 352 amino acids.
GCCCACCACGAACCCUCCCAACCUCCAAACCACCACCAAGAUGUCUGGCGCACGGCACUGGUGAGUUCCCUUCCCUCUAUCAAAUUCUCAAGAGUCUAACAAUGGUGCCCAGGGAGCAAGACAAGGAGGCCACGGUCUAUAUUGGCAACAUCGACGAACGAGUUACAGACAGCCUGAUAUGGGAGCUCAUGCUCCAAGCUGGCCGAAUAGUGAACGUCCAUUUACCUAAAGACCGAGUCACGCAGACGCAUCAAGGAUAUGGGUUCGUGGAGUUCAUUUCGGAGGAGGAUGCUGAGUACGCUGCGCGGAUCAUGAAUCAGGUGCGGUUAUAUGGGAAGCCGAUUCGAGUUAAUAAGGCCUCAGCAGACAAGCAAAAACCCCUCGAAGUAGGCGCCGAACUCUUCAUCGGCAACCUCGACAGCAUGGUCGACGAAAAGACUCUCUACGACACCUUCUCCCGCUUCGGCACCCUCCAAUCACCCCCCAAGAUCGCGCGCGACGAAUCUGGACUUUCCAAAGGCUAUGGAUUCGUCUCUUAUCAAUCCUUCGAAGCCUCUGACGACGCUAUUGCGAAUAUGAAUGGGCAGUAUUUGAUGAACAAGGAUAUCAGUGUCCAAUACGCAUAUAAGAAGGAUGGCAAAGGAGAGAGACACGGCGACGAAGCAGAAAGAAUGCUAGCAUCACAAGGAAAGAAACACAACGUCGUCCCCGAAAUCCAACAAAUGCCCGCACAGCUACUCCUCAACGGCAACGUCCCCGCGGCCCCAGCAGCAAUGAUGGAUCCCUCAAUGGGCAUGGGCAUGGGCAUGGGAAUGGGGAUGCCGAUGGCACCCAGUCCCGUCAUGGGAGGACCACCCAUGCCGCCCGGAUUCGGAGGGCGUCCGGGAGGCUACAAUUCUGUUCCUCCGCCUCAACAGCAGAGAUCGAAUGCUCCUCUUCCUCCGCCGCCUUCGGGGCUGCCGCAACGACCGCCUCCGUCGCAGGUUGGGUAUGGGGCUCCGCAAGAGUUCCAUCCUCAGGGUUUUGCUCCACCGCCGGGAUUCCCGCAGGCGAUGCCACCUGGAUUUGGGGGACCGCCUCCGGGUCAGAUGCCGCCGGGUUUCAUGCCUCCUGGAUUUGUACCACAGCAGCAAGCUGCUCCGGGUUAUCAACGGAGGUAAGGAAGAAAGUUUAGUAGAGAUAUGAACAGAAGCAAGAGCGAGAGGACUCUCAUCAAAGUCUGAGUCGCAAAAACUAGGAUCUAGGCGUUCAGGAGUUAGUCAAUUUGGCAUACCACCAUCACAGUACUCGUACAUGAAUACAAAAGCCAGAACGAAGUGAGUGAGGCACAGAUGCGAAAAUGCUUUUUGUCACAUGUAAUGUACAAUAAACUCCCCUAAUACAAAAGGUG